CGCCGCCGCCGCCGCGUGCAAGGGCUUCUGGGAGCCGAGCCUCGGGGUCUCGGGGAAGGGGCGCAGAUGGCCGCCAUCUUGAAUUGCGAACCUGGUCGUUGGGCUCCACGCUAGGGGCGGAGUGGCGACUCUACUGUUAUCUGCAGCAGACGUCGCAGCCGGCGACUGGGAAGUCGGGGCACGGGUUAGUGCCACAUUAAUGGAUGCCAUGGCUAGUCCAGGGAAAGAUAACUACAGAAUGAAAAGUUAUAAGAAUAAAGCCCUAAAUCCUCAAGAAAUGCGUAGACGAAGAGAAGAAGAAGGAAUACAGCUUCGAAAACAAAAGAGAGAAGAACAGUUGUUCAAACGCAGAAAUGUCUCUUUGCCCAGAAAUGAUGAAUCUAUGCUAGAAAGUCCUAUCCAGGAUCCGGAUAUCAGUUCCACUGUACCUGUUCCAGAGGAAGAAGUUAUCACCACAGAUAUGGUUCAGAUGAUUUUUUCUAAUAAUGCUGAACAACAACUAACAGCAACACAGAAAUUUAGAAAGCUCCUUUCUAAAGAACCUAAUCCACCAAUAGAUCAAGUUAUACAGAAACCAGGAGUUGUACAGAGAUUUGUGAAAUUUCUUGAAAGAAAUGAAAAUUGUACUUUACAAUUUGAAGCUGCGUGGGCAUUAACUAAUAUAGCAUCUGGAACUUUUCUGCAUACCAAGGUAGUGAUUGAAACAGGGGCUGUUCCAAUUUUCAUCAAACUUCUUAAUUCAGAGCAUGAAGAUGUUCAGGAACAGGCUGUUUGGGCACUUGGUAAUAUUGCUGGUGACAAUGCAGAGUGCAGAGAUUUUGUUUUGAAUUGUGACAUACUUCCACCUCUUUUAGAGUUAUUAACAAAUUCAAACAGACUUACAACAACCAGAAAUGCUGUAUGGGCCCUCUCAAAUUUAUGUAGAGGCAAAAACCCUCCUCCAAACUUCAGUAAGGUUUCACCUUGCUUAAGUGUCCUGUCACGAUUGUUGUUUAGCAGUGACCCAGAUGUAUUAGCAGAUGUGUGUUGGGCCCUUUCUUAUCUCUCUGAUGGACCCAAUGAUAAAAUUCAAGCAGUCAUUGAUUCUGGAGUCUGUCGAAGAUUGGUGGAACUUUUGAUGCACAAUGAUUAUAAAGUUGUAUCACCUGCAUUAAGAGCAGUUGGUAAUAUUGUGACUGGUGAUGAUAUUCAAACACAGGUAAUUUUGAAUUGCUCUGCAUUGCCCUGUCUCUUACACUUAUUGAGUAGCCAAAAGGAGUCAAUUAGAAAAGAAUCCUGCUGGACUGUUUCUAACAUCACUGCUGGAAAUAGAGCUCAGAUUCAGGCUGUUAUAGAUGCAAAUAUUUUUCCUGUUUUGAUUGAGGUUCUUCAGAAAGCGGAGUUUCGCACCAGAAAAGAAGCAGCUUGGGCUAUAACUAAUGCAACAUCAGGAGGCACUCCAGAACAAAUAAGGUAUUUGGUAGCCUUAGGCUGCAUUAAACCACUUUGUGACCUUUUGACUGUUAUGGACUCUAAAAUAGUCCAAGUGGCUUUAAAUGGACUUGAAAAUAUUUUACGUCUUGGAGAACAAGAAUCUAAGCAGAAUGGAAUAGGCAUUAAUCCAUACUGCGCUCUCAUUGAAGAAGCAUAUGGUCUGGAUAAAAUUGAAUUUCUACAAAGUCAUGAAAAUCAGGAAAUAUACCAAAAGGCUUUUGAUCUGAUUGAACAUUACUUUGGUGUAGAAGACGACGACCCCAGCAUUGCACCUCAGGUGGAUGAAAACCAACAACAGUUUGUAUUUCAGCAGCAGGAAGCACCAAUGGAAGGGUUUCAACUUUAACUUGGUAGGAGAAAUAUUAAUAGCUAAAAAGGGUAGCUUCAGAUAUCUUCUCUGUUGCAGUGUCAGUAGGAAUGUUUGAUGUGUUUUUAUGUAGAACAGAAAAGAAAGAAGUUGAUGCACUUUUAAAAAGCAAAACAAAAGUUUCCAUUCAGAUGCAACCUUUCGUUAUAGUUUUGUUUUUAUUUUGGUGUGCCUGUAUUUUUGUCUUUUACUGUUUUAUCUAUUUUUUUGUAUCUAUUUGUGAGCAAUUAAAUAGAUUAUGUGAAAUUAUUUAAUAUUUUAAGCUUGAAAAGGAGAACUUUGGUAAAGUAUUAGAUAAUGGUUCUGAAUUUUUUCUAGCACUCUUGGAAACUGCACAUUAGCAGUACAGCUAUUGAUAAUUGCAUUUUGGCAGUAAGUCUGACAUGCCCAAUCUCUACUAAAUCUACCUCUAUCUUGAAGCAAAAACAAAACAAAAAAGCUUCAGAAGCAUGAAAUAGUGUAAAAGCUAAAUUAGAAGGUGAAAAUAUUUAUUACCUUAAAUUAUAAAUCACUGUGCUGUAGGUUAUACUUUGCAAAAAAAAAAAAAAAAAGACAACAGAAAACCUGUAAAAUUUAUUUAUAAAACAUAGAAGAAAUACUGUACUGAUAAUCAAUUAAAAUGUGGCAAUUGUGAAGAGAGAAGCUGUUCUUCAUGUUGAACACAUUAAAAUGAUUACACAACGUUUAAAUAUUUGUGUUUUUAACUUAUAAAUGCUAUUAUAUUAGUAUAUUUUGUAU
Messenger RNA from Ceratotherium simum simum (southern white rhinoceros), 2578 nucleotides. RefSeq names its product karyopherin subunit alpha 5 (gene KPNA5). Gene Ontology annotation, cellular component: cytoplasm. NCBI's taxonomy places the organism in Eukaryota, Metazoa, Chordata, Mammalia, Perissodactyla, Rhinocerotidae. The record is from RefSeq and is a predicted model, not a curated record. Gene Ontology annotation, molecular function: nuclear import signal receptor activity; protein binding. Gene Ontology annotation, biological process: protein import into nucleus.